Messenger RNA from Lotus japonicus, 1156 nucleotides. Its product is annotated as protein SRC2-like. Lineage: Eukaryota; Viridiplantae; Streptophyta; Magnoliopsida; Fabales; Fabaceae. The record is from RefSeq and is a predicted model, not a curated record. The transcript has a single exon. Gene Ontology annotation, biological process: defense response. The coding region runs from base 77 to 868 and encodes 263 amino acids.
AACAUCGUUGACGUAAAACUCACACUAUUUCCUCACAACACAAAACAACUUUGAAUUCGACAACAACAACAACAGCAUGGAGUCCAGAACCUUAGAACUCAACAUUGCAUCAGCGAAGGAUCUUAAAGAUGUCAACCUCAUCGGCAAGAUGGAUGUCUACGCCGUCGUUUCACUCUCCGGCGACACCCACUGCCACUACAAGAUCAAAACCCAAGUCCACCGAGACGCCGGCACCAACCCCACCUGGAACUUCCCCAUCACCUUCACAAUCAACGAAACCCAUGCCCGCCAGAAUCGGUUGAUCCUCGAAAUCAAGCUCCUCUGCCAGCGCACCCUCGCCGCCGACAAGGAAAUCGGUGACCUCAUUGUUCCCGUCAGGGAGCUGAUCGACCAGCCCGGCGACGGGAAGUCCUUCCAGCAUGUUAGUUACCAGGUCAGACGACCGUCAGGGAAACCCAAAGGAGCGUUUAAUUUCUCCUACAAAUUUGGCGGGAAAUUCGCUACUCCGGCGAAUCAUGUGCCGGAGCCGGUCAUGGCUUAUCCUCCUCCGGUGGCGGGGUCGUCCGGUUCUGCGCCGUACCCUGGUGGUUAUCCUCCAUCAGCGCCGCUAUAUAGCGGCGGAUACACUUACCAGCCGUCGGCGCCGGUGUAUGAUGGGUACCCGGGUCAAGGUGGGUACGAGUACGGUCAGCCGCCGCCGGUUCAGAAACCGGCGAUUGGGAACAAGUUUGGAAUGAGAAUGGGAUUGGGAGCCGGAUUGCUUGGUGGAGCUAUCGGUGGGAUGCUGAUUGGGGGGAUGAUGUCUGAUGCUGGCGGUUGUGGUGCCGGCUACGACGGUGGUUUCGGUGAUGCUGGUGGCGGUUUUUGAUUUUUAAGUUUCAUUUUUCUGUUUUGUUUUUAGGUUUCUAUGAUAGAUAGGAUAGUUUGUUCUUCUGUUUUGUGUAAAACGUGGAAUUUACUUUUCUGUUUAUGAUAAUUUUGUGGAGUAUGAUUAGGAGCUUAUUGUUAUUAUUAUUGAUUUUGUUCUGUAAAUUAGAGUGUUUCACAAAUUUAAUCUCUAUGGCACUUUCUCCAUGGGGAUUUUAUUGAUAUGUAUAGAGCUGUUCAAAAAACCACUAUCAAUCAAAACCCAAUCUGUCAAGCUAAGGAAACCAAA